Truncatella angustata is the source of this 2126-nucleotide messenger RNA. RefSeq names its product major facilitator superfamily domain-containing protein. The coding region runs from base 170 to 1804 and encodes 544 amino acids. The transcript has 6 exons. Gene Ontology annotation, biological process: transmembrane transport. The record is from RefSeq and is a predicted model, not a curated record. Lineage: Eukaryota; Fungi; Ascomycota; Sordariomycetes; Amphisphaeriales; Sporocadaceae. Gene Ontology annotation, molecular function: transmembrane transporter activity.
AGUACCGCUUGAGGGCUGAACAUGUCUUACCUCCGGGCUCCGUCAAUGUUGGAAAUGGAGGGUGGUGCACAAUACUUAAAGCCAAGCUUCGAUCCCAAGUGCCACGAGUUAACCUGCUCGUAAAGAUCAUACGUCCGAUAACCUUGAUCGUACAUGACCAUCACCAACCAUGGCCACGCACGGCAACAUAGAUCUCAUCCCUGGUACGGACGUCGUGUUUAAGGAGCCGGGACAUGGUGAGAGCACCCGGGCAGAUGAGCUUGUCCUCAUUCCUCGACCUUCAUCCAAACCUGACGAUCCUCUGAACUGGAGCCCAACAUGGAAGACUGUAGUGAUCGUGAACCAGUUCAUCUUCACCUUUGUCACCAUCAUGACUCCGUUGUCCAUCUCGCCACUUACUAUCAUCUUUGAACAUGAAUUCAACAAGUCUUUACCCGAGGUCAACAUGCUUUUCGGCGCUGCGGCUAUCACUCUUGGAUACGCAAAUUUCCUCAUAGUUCCAGCAGCUAAUGUGUUCGGUCGGCGCCCUGUGCUGAUCAUCUGCGGAAUGGUCUGCAUUUUGGCCAACAUCUGGCAGGCGCUUGUUACCAGCUAUCCCAGUUUCAUUGGGGCUCGAGUGGUAUCAGGACUCGGUGCCGCUGCCAAUGAGAGUCUUAUGCCCAUGGUUAUUGCUGAUGUUCUGUUCUUGCACCAAAGAGGUCGGGGUAUGACGUUCUAUUUCUGGGCUUACUUUAUGGGGCUGUUCAUCGGGCCUAUCAUAUCUGGCGCCAUUGCAUCACAGAUCAACUGGCGUUGGUUUUUCUGGGUCUGCACCAUUCUGCAAGCCGUGAGCUUCGUCCUCGUCAUCGUCGCACACCCAGAGACGAAGUACGACCGACGAGCUUUGCCGUCGCCAAUGUCACCGGCGGAAUCAAUUGUCGAAACCUCCGACAACAAGGAGGAGAGACCGAAAGAGGUCGCGGCGUCCACCAGGUCCGAUUCGGAAUCCGUACGACGGUCGACCGGCACUGCCAUCCACCACAAUAACGCAGCUGUGCACCACGGCAAACCAUCUCGCGAGCAGUGGUCCGUCAUCCCCCGCCCGCGCUUCACGCACGGCGGUCUCGCAUCCGUGCUCCGCGACGUCAUCUCGCCCAUCCAAAUCCUCUUCUACCCCAUCGUGCUCUGGGCCGCCUGCGCCAUGGGUUUCGCGAGCAACUCUCUCCUAGUGCUGAACAUAACGCAGGCGCAGGUGUUCGCCGCCCCUCCGUUCCUGUUCACGCCGGACCAGAUCGGUCUCGUCAACUUUGCCUUCGUCGUCGGCGCAGCCAUCGCCCUCGUCACCGCCGGUCCCUUCUCCGACUGGGUCGCCCUGCGCAGGGCCAGGAGGAACAACGGUGUGCUCGAGGCUGAGUUCAGGUUGCCUGCGCUCAUUCCAUACGUGGUUAUCAAUCUGGUUGGUAUGGUAAUUACGGCUGUGGGGUACCAGCGCAGCUGGCCCUGGCCCGCCAUCGUGGUUGCUGGAUAUAUGCUCAUCGGUAUCCAAGUCGUCGGCAUUCCUGGCAUCGCCAUUGCAUACGCUGUGGAUUGCUACAAGGCCUUGCCCGGUGAAAUUAUGAUCGCGGCUACGAUCGUGAAAAAUACAUUCGGGUUCGGAAUGAUUUUCUACGUCAAUGACUGGGCCGCUAGGGAUGGUUUCUUGGGCCCUGUACUCAUGCUCAUGGCAUUGACGGUAGGCUUCUCCGUUCUCGGCCUGGUGGUUUUCAUUCCCUUCGGCAAGAAAUUUCGUCGUAUGACGAAGGAUUCUAAACUCCACUCCCUAUAAAAGAAUGCGGUACUCUGGCUUGAUUUGUUUCAGCAGGUCCUAGGUUGUGCCAUUAGGACAUCGUGUCAAUGCCCGUGUGAAUCCCAGUAAUUCUCAACAUAAUACCCCAUCAAAUACAUUCAUUUCAUAAUACAUGGUACGCGAAGGAAUAAUAUCUAGCAAUUAGAACCAUUUAUUUCAUGUAUGAAAAACAGUACCCCUACGCUAAGCUCCAGUGCUUAUCCGCUGUAGACGUUACUGUCGAUCCAGGCAGUGUCAUCAGCGUCACCUUCCGGCGUAAUGAACACCCUGGCAGGGCUGCUGUAGGGCUCAUACUCGUCGG